AUGGGCUCUCAUCUUCGUCAGGUCAUCACUCAAGCUUUCAUGGCAUUCCAUACAUAUCCUGACCAAGCAAUAAUUUAUCACUCCCUUAUUAUUGGGGUGUACUUUUCAUUGUUUGAGUUUAAGCAUCCAGAAGAGCUGGAACAACUCCCUAGAGGUGCAGGAGAUUUGAAACCAAUACCAUUCAGACUCCUUGACCAGUCUGCAGUGCUCUCACUCAUCCCUCGUGGCUGCAUCAGGGUGCUUAUCUUCUCCCAACCCACCCUUAAUCAUGAUGGCACAAACAUUUUUGGAAUAUCACCCGCUUUCCUCAGGUGCCUUCAGACAUGUCUUCCAUCUGGUGUGGGUCUGGCUCCAUUAGGUGGUGUUGUCACUGCAUUAACUUCAGAACUUGGAGCCCUAGAGGGAGAAAACGAGUUGGACAACUUUUACCAAUCCUACAGCUCUAGUGAGAUGGAUUUAUCCCAGUCAGAGGUAGACUCUGAGGCUGGGGACCCAUCAUAUACACCGAGUGAUCCAUGA
Messenger RNA from Cantharellus anzutake, 519 nucleotides. RefSeq lists its product as uncharacterized. The record is from RefSeq and is a predicted model, not a curated record. The transcript has 3 exons. The coding region runs from base 1 to 519 and encodes 172 amino acids. Lineage: Eukaryota; Fungi; Basidiomycota; Agaricomycetes; Cantharellales; Hydnaceae.